Molecule: messenger RNA, 1392 nt
Organism: Aspergillus versicolor CBS 583.65
Lineage: Eukaryota; Fungi; Ascomycota; Eurotiomycetes; Eurotiales; Aspergillaceae
Product: folic acid synthesis protein
Exons: 3
Coding region: 1-1392 (463 amino acids)
Biological process (GO): tetrahydrofolate biosynthetic process
Cellular component (GO): mitochondrial envelope
Molecular function (GO): 2-amino-4-hydroxy-6-hydroxymethyldihydropteridine diphosphokinase activity; dihydropteroate synthase activity
Source: RefSeq, a predicted model, not a curated record
AUGGAUGCCAUCAAACCGUCGCAUACAGCAUUCAUUGCUCUGGGCAGCAACGUCGGUGACCGCGUCGAGAUGAUCGAGAAGGCAUGCCUGGAAAUGGACAGAGCCAAUAUCAAAGUCCGGAGAACGAGUUCGCUGUUCGAGACAGCUCCGAUGUACUAUCUCGACCAGGGACCAUUCAUGAACGGCGUUUGCGAGGUAGAGACAACAUUGGAGCCCCUGGAGCUGCUCGACACCCUGCAAUCGAUUGAAAUUGGGCUGGGCAGGAAUAAACUGGUCGACAAAGGCCCUCGGUCAAUUGAUCUAGAUAUUCUCCUCUACGACCAACAUGUCGUCUCCCAUGAACGCCUCAAUAUCCCUCACAAGCUGAUGUUGGAACGAGACUUUGUUCUCCGGCCCCUCAGCCAACUCAUUCCUCACGAGAUCCCUCCCCUCCCGGGCCACAAAACAAGCUACCUCUCUCACCUCAAGACCCUCCCGCCACCAAACCCACCACCCAUCGCAACAACCUACAUCUCCCCCCAAUUUCCACCCCUCCAUGCAAACAACCCCAGCCGACGGACGCACAUAAUGGCCAUCCUCAACCUCACCCCAGACUCCUUCUCAGACGGCGGCAAACACCCACCAACCAACCCAGAAACCCUAACAGCCACAGUCCGCAACUUCAUCGCCUCCGGCGCCACAAUCAUCGACAUCGGCGGCGAAAGUACCCGCCCAGGCUCAACCCCCGUCGGCGUCGACGAAGAACUCCGCCGCAUCAUCCCGGCCAUCAAACACAUCCGCACCUCCAUCCCCGAAGCCACCAACGUCGCCAUCAGCGUCGACACCUACCGCGCACGCGUAGCCGAGGAGGCCCUCGCCGCAGGCGCGGACAUCAUCAACGAUGUCUCCGCCGGUACGCUCGAUCCGGAAAUGCUCCCCACCGUCGGACGGGCCGGCAAGGCCAUAAUCCUCAUGCAUAUGCGCGGCUCGCCGUCUACGAUGACGAGCUUGACGUCUUACCCUAACGGCGUGGUACCCGAUGUGUCCACGGAACUCAUUGCGCGGGUUGCAGCUGCCGAGGCGGCGGGGAUCCGGCGGUGGCGGAUUAUCCUGGACCCUGGCUUGGGCUUUGCGAAGAACCAGCCUGAGGAUCUUGCUAUUCUUAGGGACUUGGAGACGUUCCGGACUGGUGUGGAGGGGCUGGAGUAUUUCCCCUGGUUGAUGGGGCCUUCGAGGAAGAGGUUCAUUGGGAAGUUGACCGGGGUGGAGAAGGCGAGUGAACGGGGCUGGGGCACUGCCGCCACGGUCACGGCUAGUGUUGCAGGCGGUGCGGAUAUUGUACGCGUGCAUGAUGUUAAGGAGAUGUGGCAAGUUGCUAGAGUUGCGGAUGCGAUAUAUAGGGGUGUUGCAUAG